CAGGUGUAAAUUGUGAAAAGUGUGUGGACCUUCACUACAGACCCUUAGGUGUGCUCCAGACAGCGGAAAAUCCCUGCAUCCCAUGUCUGUGCAAUAUCUCAGGUUCUACAGUGAACCCAAAUACAAAUUUGGUGGACUGUGUAAUGAAUAGUGACACCAACCUUCCUGAUGGCAAGGUAGUUGCAAAACUGUAAUUCUUUCUUUAUAGCUAACUGUUUCUUCUAAAUUUAAACCAUUUCAGCUUAAGUUAAGUAAGACCUAAACAACAGAAAAUUUUUAUUAAAUUUAGGGCUUAGUUUUAGAUAAAUUAUAUAUUAAAAUGGCAUCUGUUUAUGAUUAAUAAAGUGGAGAGACUCUAAUCAGGUUAACAAAGUAGGAAAUGAUUAAAACAAAGUAAGGUCAUACCUGAAAAAAGGAAUGCAACAAAACAACGGACUUGUCAGCAGGAAGCCUUUGUCAGCGAUUAUAAGCACUGCAACAUAGUGCAGUAUAAAAAAUCAUUCUUCCCAUGCACAAUAAUCCCUUGGAACCACCUGGACAAUGCCACCGAGGACUCGACAUCAGUCCAAAGCUUCAAGGCUGUCCUGGCAUCUGCUAGGAGCUGUUAGAAUAGCAACAUCUCUUCCCCAAUCAUUGCACAUAUGCCACAGUAUGUGGAUGUAGCAACGAACACUACCAGAACCAAAGAACAAACAACAGAGUUUAUGAGUUUGAAUUUAAAAGCCUUAAAAUAAGUUCUUUAUUUUAUGAACUAAAAUAUUUCAUUUGAUUAAUUUUUUUUUAUAAAGGAAAAGAAUCUUUGAGCCAAUAGUACAAUUUCAACAUUCAAAAACAAUAUUUUAAAAUAUCUGAGGAAAAACUCUAAAAAAUUUUUUACUUAAAUUAGUAGCCAAAUUUAUGUUAUAGUAGAAUUUCAUCUCCACACCUUUAUGGCCAUGUUGCUCAGUGGUUAAGUAAUUGAAUUCAGAUCAUCGUUUGAAUGUUCAUAAUCAAAUAUAUGUGCAGACCAUAAGUUUGAAUGUUCAUAUAUAUUCAGCAGCUGCUCUUCUGCAAUGUGAAAAACUUAAGUCCCAUGAUGAAAGUCAGCAGCUCAUUCUGCAUGCAAUAAAACUGCCUGUCUAUAGUUUCCCGAUAAUAUGACCAUAAUUCAUCAUUAAUCAGUGUUUAAAAUGGCCUGCUAACAUUUUUGUCAGGAGAAAAAGCAGUGUAAACAAACUUAAAGAUAUAUAACAGACUUGAUUUUGUAGUAAUUCAACAUAAUACAGCCAAAUCCAAAAAAGAAUAAUAAUAAAUAUCCAUUUGAAUAAGUAUUGCUGCAGUUGGCAAAAAAUAUACAUUUCUUAACAUGGGUCUAUGUAAAAUAGCAUGUUGAAGACUUGUUAAUAUUUUAAUGAUGAGGCUUUUAAAAUUUUAUGUCAGUGAAAAAUGUAUUGCAUUGGGCAUUUUGUAUCUAAGUCUAAUUUUCUAAUAAGAGAAACAUUUUUAUAUUUUAAUGUCAUGUUCUCAUUGUGAAUUGCGAUUUUGACCUCAAUGAAUACUUGUCAUGUCUGCAGCUACCAGGUGACUGUUAUUGUAAAUCAAAUGUAAAUGGAUCCAAGUGUGAUGUCUGUAAAACAGGUUUCUACAACUUACAACAGAAUAAUCCAGAUGGCUGUUCUGGUAAGUGCCAAUGUUAAAGAACAUUUUAAAAAAAAAAAUCAAGAAUAUUUUGAAACAACUUUCACUCUACUGCAACGAAGAGAAGAAAGUUCCAUUAUUUUUUAUCAUGGACCAAAUUGGAGGCUGGUAAAGAAAACUUGAUCAGUGAUUGUGAGACAAUGGAAUCUGAUAAAGAGAACCUGAUCAGUGAUUGAGAGACAAUGGAGAGUGGUAAAGAGAACCUGAUCAGUGAUUGAAAGGCAAUGGAGUCUGGUAAAGAGAACCUGAUCAGUGAUUGAGAGACAAUGGAGUAUUAAUUUUAUAUCAGAUUAUAUUUCCCUUGUGUAUUGUCCUUGAGAUAUUAAUUAAACUAUCUCCUUUUACUUCUGCCAAAAAUAACUAUUUUUUGUCUAUUUUAAAUAAAAAACCUGAAGACCUUCUGACAUUCAAUCCCUGUAUACAAACCCCUGAAACUUAGAAUAUACCUUUUUCUUUAAACUCUACAAACAUAAGGGAGGAGAAAUUUAACAUCUCACUUCAAAAAAAUUAUAUGAGUAGUAAAAAUCAUAUCACAGUAAAUUUGUCAUGGUCAUGCAAAACCUUGAAAUCUGAAUUUUAGUAGAAAUAAACCAAUGUUUUUUCGUAUCUUUUGUUCAGCUUGUGAGUGCGCCACUGCAGGGACAGUUGGAGCCAGUAGUAUCUGUUUGUCAGACAGUACUGGUCAGUGCACAUGUAAGAUAAAUGUCCAAGGUCGAGCCUGCGACACAUGCAAAGAUGGUUUCUAUAACCUGACCAGUGACAAAGCUGAAGGUAUUUAGAAUUUUUUUAUUCUUGCAAACAUAUAUUUUUAAUGCAUUAUAGUUAAUAUAUAAUAUAUAUAUAAAAUAUCUCACAUAAUUCGACAGUACUAUUUAAAAGAUGAGAUAAGCCAUGGUGAUAUUGCUUACCUCUCCUGUUGAUUAAUGAUAACUUGGCUAAGGGGCUAAAUCAGAUUUCACAGAGAUGUUACAAUGUUUAUAAAUGUGUUUCUAGAUUUUGUCCUUUAAAUUACUUGUUUCAAAAUGGCUGCUCUUUUCUGAGCAUGACACUGCCUUGAUUACAGCUUUACACCAAUAAUAACAAACCACGAAUUUAAAAUAAUUUAAUUUAAACGUUUAUCAGUUUUACACUGAAAGUAAAUGUAAUUACUCUUUGUUUAUUCCAUUUUAAAUUAAGCAUUUGAAAAUUCAUCAACAAUUAAAUUCAAAAGACUAAUCUGAGAACUUAAUUUGCGUUAAUUGCAUAAUAAAAUAUCUCUUUUACCAUUCUUAAACAAAUUGUGGUUUCCUUGAAGUAUAAGUAGUAUUGCAGCUAAUGUUUUCUUUAAUUUCUGAAUUUAGGUUGUACACCCUGUAACUGUGAUGUUGGCGGAUCUGAGAAUCAAAUUUGUGACAAAGUAACAGGACAGUGUGUGUGUAGUAGUCAGAAUUUGAUGGGGAGGCGCUGUGAUAGGCAAGUUUAACCUACAAAAUGAUGACCACCCAAGGCUGUUUAUCAUUAGAUUUUCUGAUCAUUAUAUCGUUAUGUCAAUAUCAAUAGUCAACAUUUGAUAUUGACAUUUUAUUUAUUUUAAAUAAGAUAUGAUUAUAUUAAAAAUGCAAUUAUUAACAAUUGUAAUAAAAUUAUUUUAUCAUAUCAAAUUCUCCUGUCAAAAUAAAAAUAUGGAACUAAUCAUAUGCACAUUUUGUACAAUAUUCUUAAUUGGUAAUAAACAUUUGAAAACAAAAAAUGAUAAGAAUUAUAUUUGUUAUUUUAAACAUUGCUCUGUGUACACCUAGCAUUCAGCAAGGCUAUUACUACCCAAGUGCUCACAGUAUAUAUACAGAAUUAGAGGAUAGCUUUGGUGAAGUUGUUUUUAAUAGGAACCCUCAAUAUAUUGGAUUCUCUGGUCGAGGCUAUGCAGUAGUUGUCCCUGGAGUAAGUACUGCAUGGCUGAUAUUCAAUGCAAACCACUGCUUUUUCAAUGAAAUCUUAUUCAAAUUAUGAAUGUUUACAACUUCUAUGUUAGUUUUUGUUUGAAAUUUAAUUAUCUCAUCUUGCUCACAAGUACACAAAAUAGUGUUUUUUUUUACCUAAUCCUUCUUUGUGCACAUACUUUAUAUCUAUUAAAAAUAAUUAUCAAAAAAAAUGUCAGCCUCCACAAAAUAAUACGAUAAAGAAUUCGAAAAUACAUUUUGGGUUUAUUUAAUAUUUUCAUAUAAAUUUUAGAUUUUGAAUUUUCUUUUUAUAACUGAAGACACUUAAUGAACACUUUUUUAACAUUUAUAAUUUGGUACGGAGUUUUGUUAAGAUAUGGUAAUUAUUUUCAUUUGUAUUCUCUUAUUUUUCCAAUAAUUCAACUAUCAAAAAUUAAUAUUAAAUAGCUUUUAAUUAGCUUUUAAAAUAUUUUCCAUGAUAUAAUAGCUUAUAAAAUGUAAAACUGAACUGAGCUUUAAGAAACGUUGUUUUGAAGCUGCUGUUAUUUCUAUCAAUUUAUAAGAAAACUAUAUAAUUAUUGCUAUCCACUUUAACAAUCAUUGAUGUUAUUUUUUAUAAAUCCUUAUUAUUUUUUUGCCACUGAUAUAAAUUACAACAAACUCAAGAACAAGUUAGAAAAAAUAAGGAACUAGCUCUUGAUACAAUUAUUCAAUAUUUUAAUUUUUAAGACUGUUAAAGAUAACUAAUUUAAAACCUAUGUUUGAUCUUUUGUCAGAGUUACCUCUCAUUUCUAUUGAGCACCCCAAUCAAUACAGACCUGAGCAACAAUUACAUCUUCAUCAUCAUGUACAGAUCCACUGAAACUACAAAUAUCACUUUCCAAGUCCAGGCAGCAGGUUUGUUGUACAUAAUUAUUUCAUCAUUUCUUGAUAUGCUAACUGUACCUAAUUAUUUGCCAUUACCUGUUUUUAAAAAAACUUUAAGCUAAUUAUCAGCAUUAGUAAAGUUUGUUAAAAUAUAUUUUUUAUUUUACAUUAUUGAUUUAAUCUCAGAUAGACAAUGCAUAUUGAAAGUUCAAACUCUCAUAAAAUAGUAUGAAGUUAUAUUAAAGUCAUGAAAAAAAAGGUGAAUCUUUUAGCAAUUUUUUUUUUUACAAUUGUGAAGAAUUUGUAUUAGUGUAGGCCUCUAAUUAUGAGAAAUUUUACUGUUGUACACUUUAAAUAAUUAUAAAGAAGAUAUUUAUCUGUACGAAAAGACAAACAAAUGAAAUGGUGUGGCUAGUAAUAGCAUCUUAAAAACAAAAUCUGAGAACAGAGCAUGUUGAAGAAGGCUUAAGGACAUUAAGUUGUAUGUAUGGCUCAUGUCUCUAGAGUCUCAAAAUAGCACAUUGGACAAUCAUUUAUAUUUUUCUAACACACUCUGUCACAGUUUACAUACAAGAAAAUAAGACGAUUUUGAAAAAAAUACAUUUUUCAAAGUAUUUUCAUUAAAAUAUGUGGACGUUUCUAUUUUUAUUUUAUGUUAUCUUAGUCAGAGUGGCAGACAAGGGCCUGCAGAUGCUGAGGCAACUGAGUAAAUCACUCAUAGCCCUGUCGGCUUGGGAUAGGGGGCCUCAAGGGCAGAAAUUUAUACAUUUAAUACUGUUAGUUUGAAAUUUAUUAGGUUCCAAAAUUUGGAUUGCCUCUGGGCCCAAAAUUCCCUGCAUGGCCUUGGUGCCAGGCAUUUUACUACUUAGUAUUCUUGUAUUAUAAUUUGAUUACUUAUGAGUGUCAGUUAACUAUCUUUCCUGUCCUUUUUUAGAUGAUGAAAACAUUAACAUGACACUUGUGUUGCCCGUUUGUGUCAGUUGGUGUCAAGCAAACACCACGCUCACCCAGCCACUGAACCUCAACCCUGGUCCAAAUCUAAUUAUUCUAACCGUCAACAGUGGA
Messenger RNA from Lymnaea stagnalis (great pond snail), 5525 nucleotides. Lineage: Eukaryota; Metazoa; Mollusca; Gastropoda; Lymnaeidae. The record is from the annotation of a GenBank genome assembly.